ACAUGGUAUGCAACAGGAUUUGAUCACAUGCCAACAUUUAUCCGACAGAUUGGAGGCGGUACAUUCAGCGGAUGUGCCGGAAUUCCAGGAUGUGAGACUGGUUUCUUGGUUAAAGGAUGGGCGGGUGCCGCGGCUUUAUAUUUUUUGUGCGCCCUGUUUCUUCUGGCAGACGCUGUUGUUGUAUUUAUACGCCGAGAUAACACAACUGCCCGACAUGACUGCACAACACUUCAACAAAGGCAAACAGGAAGAGCAAACUAUUAA
Messenger RNA from Meloidogyne enterolobii, 264 nucleotides. NCBI's taxonomy places the organism in Eukaryota, Metazoa, Nematoda, Chromadorea, Rhabditida, Meloidogynidae. The record is from the annotation of a GenBank genome assembly.